Balaenoptera musculus (blue whale) is the source of this 1658-nucleotide messenger RNA. RefSeq names its product eukaryotic translation initiation factor 1A, X-chromosomal-like. Lineage: Eukaryota; Metazoa; Chordata; Mammalia; Artiodactyla; Balaenopteridae. The transcript has 7 exons. The coding region runs from base 220 to 654 and encodes 144 amino acids. Gene Ontology annotation, molecular function: RNA binding; translation initiation factor activity. Gene Ontology annotation, biological process: translational initiation. The record is from RefSeq and is a predicted model, not a curated record. Gene Ontology annotation, cellular component: cytoplasm.
UCGAGCUUGGGGGAUGGGGAAGCCGUGAAGCCGCCUGCGCAGCCAUUUGCUUGCCAGUAAGCGUGGCUCUCUCCGCCACGGAGAUCCGCCUGCGGAUCUCGCUUGAGCUGUGUGUUCGGAGUCUGCAACUACUAAUUUCUUUCGGCACCUCGGAGGAUUACCUGGCAGCGCCACCGACACCGGAACCCAGUUGGAAACGCUGAGGUCGCAGUUACCGCAAUGCCCAAGAAUAAAGGUAAAGGAGGUAAAAACAGGCGCAGGGGUAAGAAUGAGAAUGAAUCUGAAAAAAGAGAGUUAGUGUUUAAAGAAGAUGGACAAGAAUAUGCUCAGGUAAUCAAAAUGUUGGGAAAUGGAAGAUUGGAAGCAAUGUGUUUUGAUGGUGUGAAGAGGUUAUGUCAUAUAAGAGGAAAAUUGAGAAAAAAGGUUUGGAUAAAUACCUCAGACAUUAUAUUGGUUGGUCUUCGAGACUAUCAGGAUAACAAAGCUGAUGUAAUUUUAAAGUACAAUGCAGAUGAAGCUAGAAGUCUGAAGGCUUAUGGUGAGCUUCCGGAACAUGCAAAAAUUAAUGAAACAGAUACCUUUGGUGCUGGAGAUGAUGACGAAAUCCAGUUUGAUGACAUUGGAGAUGAUGAUGAAGACACUGAUGAUAUCUAAAUUGAACUCAAAGUUUCUGAGGAUUGUUCUACAGUUUGAAUUUUGGUCAUCACCUGUUAAGAAGAAUAAAACUUCAUUCAGCGUGAAUGUAGUCUAAGGCACACUGAUUUGUUUUCAUUGUUUUAAAGUAUUUAUUAUAUUUGUAUAAAAAACUGAUGAAGCUGAAUUAUAUUCAGUAAAUUGUUAACACUUUGUUCUUUUAAUGUGAUGGAACUUAGGGGUAGAAGAUCACAAUAUCUGCUGUUAAAACAGUGGGAGGAAGGAAAGGAGAAAAGAGAUGCCUUCCCCACUCUGAUUACUUUACUUCCAGUUAAUGGAUGUUUUGAAUAAAUUGCCUUAUCAUCGUAGACUGUGAUAAGCCCUAGUUCCAACUAGUCUGUUUACAGAGUCUUUCUGUAUGUUCCAGUUACCUAGAUGGUCUCCUGAGAUUUUUGAUAAAAUUUAAGGAAAGAAGAAAUCUGCAUUUGAAGUCAAGAAAAGGGGCUAUUUUCAGAUAUAUGUAGCCAUGUGUAUUUUUAUACUAAUUUUGGUAACUUGUAUAUUCUUUUCAUCAUUUUAUGUUGCCACCAUCGUAAUAUUAAGCAUUUCCAAAAUGCAGUUUUUAGAAUACGGGUUUGAGUAGUAAUUUUGAAUUUGUAAGAUUAGUAGUUGAAAAAAUUCUGUGCUAGGUAAUACUCAAUUUCCUUAACGUUGAAAGUUUUGAUGUAUUUGUUGACAGUGUUUUUCCUCAAGUAAGACAACUUUUAAUGGUAAAAUAAGUAGAUUAUUCUUUACUAUACAAAAUAGAUUGUAUAUGUUGUUUCAUUGUCGAAAGUCAUACAUUGUAACCCAUAGUUUUGAGUUUUAUGAAAAAUUAAAUUACAAUGUAUAAAUGAAAAUCUAAUUUCAUAAAAAAUUCUAUAAACUAAGUCUUUCUUAAACUAUCCCUUAGCUGAGAUAAGGGAAAAGAAGGAACCACAGCUAAGAAAUACAAUAAAAUGUUGCAUUGAGUAUAUUUUGGCCUU